UUUAUUGUCAUGUGACCCCAUUUCAGCCAUCUUGUGGAAACGGAGAGAGAGUCAACUCGCAUACAAACCCUGCGCUGUCAGUUUAAGCAGAGACUACCCUGAAAAAGAAAAACAAUGGCAGAAACCCAGACACUUAACUUUGGACCAGAAUGGCUCCGGGCUUUGUCUGGUGGAGGUGGUGGCAGCAGCAGCAGUGUUGCUUCACCACCUCUCUCCCCUGCUUUGCCAAAGUAUAAACUAGCAGACUACCGUUAUGGGAGGGAAGAAAUGCUAGCACUUUAUGUAAAGGACAACAAGAUUCCCAUAGAUCUACAUGACAAGGAAUUUCUUCCCAUUUUACAAGAGGAUCCCUUACCACCGUUGGCCCUUGUACCUUUUACAGAAGAGGAGCAGAGAAAUUUCUCUAUGUCUGUAAACAGUGCGGCUGUGCUUCGGCUGACAGGAAGAGGUGGGGGCACUGUGGUUGGGGCGCCGAGAGGUCGAAGUUCUUCGAGGGGACGAGGCCGGGGCAGAGGAGACGGAGGGUUUUACCAAAGAAGUUUUGAUGAUGUGGAGGGAGGCUUUGGCCGAGGAGUAAGGGAAAUGCAUCGCUCGCAAAGCUGGGAGGAGAGGGGAGACCGAAGGUUUGAAAAGCCUGGACGAAAAGAUCCAGAAGCAGCCCCACCUCAUUAUCAGCUUAACCACAUACGAGCCAACUACGAGGAUGCGGUGCCGGGCCUUGUGCGCAAGCACGACUUCACGCGAUCAGAGAGCGAGAACUGGCGCAUGUCUCGCGACGAGCAAAACGGUGAGGAAGACGAGGGGGGUUGGCGGCUAGGGGGCACAAGGCGGGAUGGCGACCGGUGGUGUCCCCCCAGUCCAGAUACGCCUCGUUCAGCUGGGUGGCGGGAACACCCAGAGCGCCGGAGGUUCCCGUUUGACGCACGGGGGGAGGAGGAGCGGGGUUACCGGCGACCCCGCUCAGGCAGCGGCAGCCUGGACGACGACCGCGACGCCCUGCCCGAGUGGUGCUUGGAGGACGCCGAAGAGGAGACGGGCAUCUUUGACUCUUCCGGAGCCUUCCACUCACUCAAGAAGGGUCCUAAGGAGCCCAUCCUGGAGGAGGCAGAGCUGGACUUCCGGCCUCUGGAGGAGUGUGAGGAACACUCGGAGAGAGACGACAGCGAAUCAGAGGAGACCAAAGACCCGGCCGCCGAGGCCAAGAAGGAGGGAGAUCGGAGGGAGGUAGAGGAACUGGGAAAAGCAGAGGAAGAAGUGAUCACGGCUGCUCCUGUUCCGGCGGCCCCCACCCCUCCAGAGCCCACUGCCCCUUCACCUCUGUCCCCCAUCCAGCCAGUAGCACCCGAGGCCAGCCAGCGGCCGCUAGAGAGAGCCCCAGACGUCUUACCUGAGCCCUGCAAAGUCCCCCAGCACAUCCCCACCUCCACGGCUAUGGUGGAGGGCAUCUCGCUCCCCCACGUCGCUUCCGCCAGUCCAGACAUGCCUGCCCCCACCCCCACACUACCACCGCCACAGCCAAAACUGCCUCAGUCUCUAGAGAUACCCACAGCAGUCCCCAUCAACCUACCCUUCCCGGCGGGCGUCAUGGCACCCAUCGGCAGGCCCGGCACCAUGCCCCACGACGCGGAUGAAGAUGAGGGACUAAAGCAUUUUGAACAGGAAGCGGAGAAAAUGGUGGCUUACCUCCAGGACGGGGUAGUGGACGAUGAGCAGCUGGCCAAGAUUGCUGAUCGGCCCAAACCGACAGCCUUGCCCAUCAACCACGAUGCUGCUUUUAAAUGGUUCUACAAGGACCCACAGGGGGAGAUUCAGGGACCCUUCAGCAACCAGGAGAUGACCGAAUGGUUCCAGGCGGGCUACUUCACAAUGACCCUGUUGGUCAAGAGGGGCUGUGACGAGGUCUUCCAGCCGCUGGGGGAGAUCAUAAAGAUCUGGGGGAGGGUACCGUUCACACCCGGACCAGCGGCACCCCCAAUGCUGGGGGAUGUUGAUCAGGAGAGAUUAAAGAGGCAACAGGAGCUAACUGCAAUCAACCUCUAUCAGAUGCAGCAGCUGCAGUAUCAGUAUCUUCUCAGGCAGCAGUUUGUGCAGGCGCAGGCCCUGGCUCAGCAGAAAGCAGCAGCUCUCAGCUCAGCACCCCCACCACCGCCGCAACAGCAGCAGCAACAGCAGCAACAGCAGAUCAACCUGAUCCUCCACCAGGCCCUGAAGAUGAGGUCCUCGGAAACUCUGCUGCCGCCGGUCACUCGGUCCAUGUCGGUACCGGACUCUGGUUCGGUGUGGGACAUGCAGAACUCCUCCUCUCAGGCCUCCUGCGCCCCCAGCAUGCCCCCUGCACCGCCUAACAGUGCAUGGGAAGGCGGCAGUGUGUGGGAUUUGCCAAUUGACUCCAUGGCACCGGCCUCUACCAUGGAACAGAUCCAGCAGCUGGAGAAGGCCAAGGCCAUGAAGUUGGAGCUGGAGCGGCGUGAGGCAGAGCUGCGGGCCAAGCGUGAGGAGGAGGAGAGGAAGAGGAUAGAAGAGGCUCUGAGAGCCCGGCAGGAGGAAGAGCAGCGGAAGCGCCUGGAAGAGGAGGAGCUGGCGCUGGCGCGUAGGAAACAGGAGGAGGCCCUGAGGAGGCAACGUGAGCAGGAGGAGGCGCAGCGCCGGCAGAAGGAGGAGGAGGAGGAGAGGUUAGCCCAGGAGGAGGCGCUCCGAAGACUGGAGGAGAGGAGGAGAGAAGAGGAGAAGGAGGAGAGGAGGCAAAGGGAAGAGUUCCUCCGCAAACAGGAAGAGGAGAGGCGGAAACAGGAGGAGCUGGAGGCCCUGCGGAAGCGCGAGGAGGAGAAGCGGCGCGAGGAGGAGGCGGCGGCGGCAGCUGCGGCGGCCGCAGCCCUGGCACUGCAGCAGCAGCAGCAGGAGGAGCAGAGGAGGCGCGAGCUGGAGCUCCAGCGGCAGCAGGAGGCGCAGAGGCAGCGGCAGCAACAGCAGGAGGCCCUCCGGCGCCUGCAGCAGCAACAGCAGCAGCAGCAGCUCGCCCACAUGAAGCUUCCCUCUUCUUCAAAGUGGGGUCAACAGUCGGCCUCCCUGCCUUCCCAGUCCCAGAAUGCACUGUCACUCGCUGAGAUCCAGAAACUAGAGGAGGAAAAAGAACGCCAAGCACGACAGGAGCAGCGGCGGCAACAGCAGGAGCUGCUGAAGACCCAGCAGCUGCAGCAGCCCCAGCAGGCCCAGGCCAAGCUCUCGGGCUGGGGCAACGUGGCCAAGCAGCCGGCCGCAACCAAGUCCUUGCUGGAGAUCCAGAGGGAGGAGGCGCAGCAGAUGAAGCAGAGGAAGGAGCAGAAGCAGCAGCAGCAGCAGCAACAGCAGCAACAGCAGCAACAGCAGCAGCAGCAGCCGCCACCACCACCACCACCUCAGCAGACGCAGCCACAGCCACAGCCACAGCCACAACCACCGGCACCGGCACCGGCACCGGCACCGGCGCCUGUCCAACAGAACCGAGCCAACACGCUGAGCAGCUCGGUCUGGGGCUCGGUGAGCGCUGGCUCCACCUGGGGCUCGGACACCAGCAGCAUCUGGGGCGACACCCACAACUCCAACGUGGGCUUCUGGGACGAGGCCGUCAAGGAAGCCGCUCAGCCUCCCCCGCGCAAGGCCAGCUCUCAGAAAAACAAGGGAAACGCUAACCUCAGUAACUCGGUGAGUGCGAAAGCCAAUAAGAAAGCGGAGGAAGAGGAGAAGUUGCUAAAACUGUUCCAGGCAGCCAAUAAGAGUCAAGACGGCUUCAUGCAGUGGUGUGAGCAGACUCUGCACACGCUCAACACUGCCAACAAUCUGGAUGUUCCUACGUUUGCAUCCUUCCUGAAGGAGGUGGACUCCCCCUAUGAAGUGCAUGACUACGUCAGAGCCUACCUCGGUGACACGCCCCAGGCCAAGGACUUUGCCAAACAGUUCCUGGAGCGCCGUGCCAAACAGAAUGCCAAUCAACAGAAACCGCAGCCGAUCCAGCAGCAGAAAGUGCAGCAACAGCAGCAGGGCUCUGUUUGGGGGGAGACGACACCACAGCAAGUCCUUCAGUCCAACCACACUAGCCUCCAACAGCAGCAGCAGCGCUUUGAGACUGUGACAUCAGGGAAAAAGAAGAAAAAGCAGAAGAUGGUUCGAGCAGACCCCAGCCUCCUCGGUUUUUCGGUCAAUGCCGCCUCUGAGAGGUUGAACAUGGGUGAGAUCGAGACAGUGGAGGACUUUUGAGGACUUGGAAAGGGACCGCUCGGCUCGACUUGAUGCCCCGUCAAUCUCACCCCCCUGACUAUUUCCCAUCUGAACAGCUGCCUCCCCCCCCGCACCCACCCCAUCACUACUCUUCUGUUUUUCUUUUUCUGUCUGCCCCCACCCCACCCCCGCCUACCCUUCCAUGUCAAAUUCCAAGCAGUGGAUGGAUCCUGGGAGCCUCCUGACACCAGUGUCAUGCCCAACCGCCAAGAGGUUCUUACAGGGGAAAACCCCCAAGCUCGACUCAGACGAGGCUUCACCGGGUAGAACGGCUGAAGUCGGACUGUGUGUCUGCGUUGGGAGAGGACCCUUGUUUGAUCAACACGGGUGCGGUUCAGGACAGAACCUCACCUCAGCGCGUCAGUCCCAGCAGCCAGUGGGUAGCCCCCACAAUCAAUUUCUUUUUUUUUUUUUUUUUUCUUUUUUUUUCCCCCAAUUGUGAAAAUGAGGGUCAUGCAUUUAAAAAGAGGAAAAAAAGAUUAAGAUUUAAAGAGAAAUUUCUUUUUUUAUUAUUUAUUGAUGUUUUCCCAACCAUUUUUGCCUCACCCUCCUCUUCAUUCUUCUUCCUGUAUGCUGACGGUUGUUCGUGGACGAUGGUGUUGUAGGACCUAAGGAUGUGAUUCACCAGUGUCCUGUUUUAAGGACAUGUUUUGAAAGUUCCAAGUAGUUAUCCAUUUCUUGUAAAAUAUUAGACUGUUUAAAGAAUAAACUUUCAAAAUCUGCAUCUGUAUUAUAAUAUAUGGAAACGUUGAACGAAUGGAGUCAUACUUUUUUAUUGCAGUAUGAAAUAAAUCAACAGUCUCUUGUGUGGGCUGUUUUACAUCUC
This is a messenger RNA of Sardina pilchardus (European sardine), 5080 nucleotides long. It is a transcript of the gene gigyf2, whose product is annotated as GRB10 interacting GYF protein 2. The transcript has 29 exons. Lineage: Eukaryota; Metazoa; Chordata; Actinopteri; Clupeiformes; Clupeidae. Gene Ontology annotation, molecular function: protein binding. Bases 115 to 4233 code for a protein of 1372 amino acids. Gene Ontology annotation, cellular component: proximal dendrite; cytosol; vesicle. The record is from RefSeq and is a predicted model, not a curated record. Gene Ontology annotation, biological process: insulin-like growth factor receptor signaling pathway.